Messenger RNA from Aspergillus tanneri, 1383 nucleotides. RefSeq lists its product as uncharacterized. The coding region runs from base 1 to 1383 and encodes 460 amino acids. Gene Ontology annotation, molecular function: D-alanine-D-alanine ligase activity. NCBI's taxonomy places the organism in Eukaryota, Fungi, Ascomycota, Eurotiomycetes, Eurotiales, Aspergillaceae. The record is from RefSeq and is a predicted model, not a curated record. Gene Ontology annotation, biological process: peptidoglycan biosynthetic process. The transcript has 4 exons.
AUGAAGCACUCCUUUGAGCAUGUCUGGGUACAUAAGGCAACGGCCAAAGAGCAGAUUGAUGCAGCCAUGGCUAAGGGGUUUGACUUUUACUUCAACUUUAUGUGGGGCCAGUAUGAAGAUGAAGUUGCUGGGGUUGCAGCUUGUCAAUACUUCGAGAGCCUAGGGGGAGCGCCCAAGGUCCCGGGUAUCUUGAAUUAUCCACUCUUCAUCAAGCCAGCAAUUAGUUGUGCUAGUCUCUUCAUAUCGGAAAAACCCCUGUGUGCGAAUCGUGAAGAGCUUCGAGCCUCUCUCCAGAGCCUCUGCCAGGAACUGGAGCCCAGACGUAAGAUGUCCGGCCGGACGUUAGAGAAUUUAAAUUCUUCCCUGGUGGUUGAUGGAAUCCCUAUUCCGGACGAUAUUGUCGUUCAGAAGUUCAUCCCAGGUUGGGAUCACUCCGUGGUGAUUAUCGAGCUCGGAGACCGCCCGGUACCUUUGAACCCUGAACGAUACGUGCACUCUGAUGGGUACAAUAUAUACAGUGACUUCCUGCGUUUCGACGUCAAGUUUGAUCCUAGGACACACGUGGAACUUGUGCCAUUCGAAGAAACACCGGAAUUAUUUCGAAAGCUACAGGAUGGCGAGCCCACUGUGCUCGAGGUGACUCCCAUGCCGGCCAUCUUCCUGACACCGGAAAUUGAAUGGGAAGAUAUUGUAAUCCGCAAUUCCUUCCCUGGAGGGCACCGCGCGCUAAUCGACGUGUUAAUCGCAAACGAAUUGGAUCGCCAGAAUAGGGAUAAAGAGCGCGAGGCCCGUGUGGCCAAGGUCUACGAUGCUUAUUCUGACACAUACGACGACGAUAUAAAACACCUAAAUCUAGAGGCUAUAUAUCGGAAUGUGAUCGAUGGGUCAAGGUUAUCAGGUACUAUUCUGGAGCUCGGUCCUGGGACAGGCUUAUUCGGCCGGCUUCUGUCUGAAAAGACGAAAACUCCUCGAUCCCAUUGUGAGGACCCUUCUUGCACAUAUCACCGCACGACAGACAUCAGUCUGAAUGGAAUCGAACUAUCGCAGGGAAUGAUCGACCGGUGCCUGAAAACAGGAGCCUACUCUACUGUCCACAAUGGCCCAUGCCAAGUGAUUCUACCAUCAGUCAGAUCCUUCGACCAUGCCGUCAGCGUGAGCAACCUUUGCUACCUGAGUCCGACGGAUUUCUCCCUUGUGAUGGUGUGUCUCUUUCAACAGGCACAAAAUUCCAUUAUCGUUACAAUCGACGAGAUCCCAGACAUCUACAAUAAGCGCCUCGUAGAAAUGAGCGAACCUCAUUCCUCAAUGCCCUCCCCCAGUGGGAUGGAAGUUGUCAAGAAGUUUUUGGGCGUCCGCAUGGCAGUCUCCAAAGACCGGAAUUGA